GCACUGUCUGUGACAUAAAGUGGAAGUUAAAAGAAAUGGCGGUAGUGCAAAAUUCGCGAUGUUGUUCCCUAAUUUUUUUGAACUUUGUAAUCGUAACGUUAUUGUUGUUUGUAUCCAUUGAUGCAGAAUCCUCUUCAAUAGUGUACGAAAAGAAACAGCCAUCUGUUGUCAUUGCUUUUCUCGUACGCAAUAAAGCUCAUACGUUGCCUUAUUUUUUGACUUUAUUAGAGAGGUUAGACUACCCUAAGGAACGAAUUUCUUUGUGGAUCCGUAGCGACCACAAUGAAGACAAAACUCUGGAAAUACUUAAAAAGUGGUUGUCGUCCGUGGAGAGUGAUUACCACUCCAUCAACGCAGAGCUUCUGUCGUCGCCCCCGAAGAGGCUCAAGGACGAGAUGGGCCCCGCGCACUGGUCUGCCUCGCGGUUCAUGCACGUCAUACAGCUGCGCGAAGAGGCGUUGAUGUCUGCUCGCCAGCUGUGGGCGGAGUACCUGUGGUUUCUGGAUGCAGAUGUUUUCAUCACAAACCAUCAAACGCUGCAGCUACUGAUGGAAAAAGAUCGCUUGGUUGUGGCGCCUGCACUGAAAUCGGAUGGGUUGUACUCCAACUUCUGGUGCGGGAUGACGGACAACUUCUAUUACCAGCGCACGGAUGACUACAAGCCCAUACUUAGCCGUGAGCGGGUCGGCUGCUUCCACGUGCCGAUGGUUCACUCGUCCGUGCUGAUGGACCUGCGGAUGACAGCGUCGGACAAUCUCACCUACGUGGGGAGUAACAUACCAGACUACGAGGGCCCGCACGACGACAUCAUCACUUUUGCACUUGCUGCGAACAAGUCAGAUAUACCACUUUACGUGUGUAAUGACCACGUGUAUGGUUUUGUGAUGGUUCCUUUGGAGCAGACGGAUGAACUGAAACAAGACUUCAUCCAGCUGACAAACUUGAAGCUGGAAGUUCUAGUGGAAAAUUCCCCCCUGCCUGUCAGCGGGCUGUUGUCGGGGUACGUGAGCUACCCUGAGCCUGACAUGAUGGCGUUCGACGUCGUCUUCACAAUCAACCUGCGGCGACGACCCGAGCGGCGGCGGAGGAUGGUCGACUGCUUCCGCGAGCUCGGCGUCCGCUCGGUCGUCGUCGAUGCAGUCGACGGUCGAUUGGGUGCUGCUGCAAUCCAGUCCUAGAAACACUACAGGUUAUUGUGCCUGGUUUCAAACCACGACACGCCCUCGGGGAUAGGUCCACUUACUUGAGUUCAGGUCCCUCGUUACGAGGAAAAUGUGUAUUAUAUUUGAUGUAAUACCAAAAUAAUGUGGUUUUUUUUAAACCUUGGAAUUUACUCUUUGCUAUGAGCUAUGACUAUUUUAGUUUACCAAAAUAAAUUCCAUGGUAAUUUCACUAUCAUUAAGUUUCAUUUGGCACACUAUACGAUACGUUUGGUAUGUCCCCUAAUGUGGGUUUAUGUUCAUACACGUGGGUCCGCCAUCUUCCUGUGAAAAUGUCGUCACAUGGAGCGCGCGCAGCUUCAACCUGUUAAUUUUGUGUUACAGUGAUGCGCGCGCAUCUUAAAAUUUCACUCUCAUCAUUUUUUCAUAACGCGCCUAAAGAAGUAUAACUUCAAAAAUAUAAACUUUAGACAUAAAUUAAUUAGACAAAUAAACAUAACAUACAAAUAAGCGAAGCUUGCCACAUUGAGCUUGAAUGAUAAUGUUUUGAAGUAUAGUUUGUUUCCCAUCAUUCUUUCCCUGCACACAUUGUUAUCAAUUUAUUUUUCUGCUGCACAAUGAACUACUGCUGUCUGGCAUCAUAUACACCAGCAUUGUAAUGAAUAAAACUUUUCUAUUAAUAUGUAUGCAUUUUUGUAUACAUAUACAUAUACUUGUAUUGCCACUAAUGAAAUAUAUUUUUUUCUUUUUUUUUACCUAAUCAAAUUUUUUUCAAAAAUGUUUUGAAGACCUGUAAAAAAACACUUUUAAUAUUAAACUGCUGGAUAAUAUUUGUGCAGCACUACUACAGUUGAUUUUUAUGUAAAAAAAAAUGUGAUCUCUACCAAUUAUAAGUCUCAAAAAGCUGACAAUUUUUUAAACAUUUUUUUAAAGAAAAAAACUUUUGAAAAAAAUAGCAUAGCAUUUUAUAGGUGAUACAAUUUUUUCUUCUUCUGCUGAUAAGAGACUGAGUGAUAUAAUAACCUUAUGUGUUGUCUGGUGACUAGUUUCUCAAUAAUAAGAAGCAUUAGGUUCAGGGUUCUUACUGUUACUCUGAUACCAUGUGCUGAAGCAUUCCUUGGGAGGAUGAACUUUGUUUAUUUUGAACGUGAACAUAUGGCAGAGCUGCUUUUUUUUUGAAGCUAUAAAAAAACUUUCAUCUGUUUCGCUUCUGAUGAUGGAAUGAGCAAGAGGUUGGUGGCCGCAUCUUGGAGGGGUAAUGGCCUGCUGCAAGGUCAGAUGGUAUCUUUACUUGCUCACUGGAUGUUGUUUUUGUCAACAAAUUAUUUUUUCAUUAAUUUUAUCAAGAGGCUACACCAGAAAAUUUGUGUUAAAAUCUGAUUUAUCAGCAGACUACAGCCAGACUGACUACUUUACUUUGUUGUAUUUAGAUGGUAUUUUUUAUUGGGUUUUAGGUGUUGUCUCCAGAGAGGUCUUUAGAAAGAGGAACAUUCACAUCAUUGGUCAAGGGAUUAGGGGAAGGAAUGAGCAUUUGCCUGGUGUGAUUUUGAGGAAAAAAUGGAGAGCUGAAAUCUGGGUGAACAGACUGAGACUUGAACCCAGAACAUCAGGAAUGAGAGUCCAGUUUCUUAACAUUGUGCCACCUCACUCUUGGCCUAAAUAUAUGUUUCCAGCACAGUGGUCAUUAGCUGUAACUUUCAAAAUUCCUAAGCAAGCAGGAGGAUUUAAGUCAUUAGUAUCUUUUGAAGAUAGGUCGUAAUAUUAAAAUACAAUGUAAAAGAAAUUGAUUUGAGGUAAUCUAAAGUAUUAUUUUUUGGUUAGAAUGUAUCAUGGCUUCAGGUAAUUUGCAGUAGACAUUUCACAUGACAUUUAUGUGUAUACGUUAUAUGUAGCUGUUUGUCAUAACUUAAUGAAUGAUUAUCGUGCAUACCACAAUUAAUUAAAACAAAAUUAAAAAAACCUAAACUUUUAAGGAUAUGGUAGUCAGUGAAGGCAUUAAAAUUCUUAAAUUAUAAUAAUGAUAGUUUUACCAGUGUGCAAUACCUUGUUGAGCAUAUCCUCGUUCUAACAGUAUUGUUAAAUAUAUAUCUGGACAUAAUAAACAUGUAAAGUGAAAAGCAGAAAUAUUUAAAAUGUUAUAUUCUAGAUGCCAUCACUGGAUGCCUUGGUAAUCCGUAUUCAGAUAAAGCACGUUAUAUGUUUCCAGUUGUCUUAUAAAUAUAAAGGCAAAUAAAUUCAGUCUUUUUAAAUUUUUGAUACAUUCGUGUACAUUUUUUACAACUAUAUUAUACAUAUAUAUCAAGAGACAUUAACAAGAAUACUUUAGCUUUGAAAUAGGGCAGAAUGUCUUGUGAUUUUGUGUCUGCCAUUGUAGUUAGGUGGUGUAAGCCCUUUGCGCACAUUGAUUUUUUUUGAAAUUUUAUCUUAAUAUCUUGUCAAUAGCGAGACCAUUAGAGACGGAUAAAACUCAACUGUACAGACCAGAGGUUCAGAGGAAAUAAUCAACCGUGGCUUGCAGUAAGGAACCAUCCUAGCCUUUGCUGGCCUGGGUAUUUGGACCCAAUCCUGUGAGAUGCAAGUCCAAUACAACACUAUCAUGUUGCUUUGUAGGAACAACAAAAAUGCUGUCUUGUUGCUGCUACAUUUGAGUCAUUUCGAAAAUUCAGUAGUAGGCAAAUGAAAGUCUGUUAUCAGCGUGUACUUAAAAAUGAUAUGUGGAUGAUUUUGAGUGCUAGAGAAAAUUUUCUCUCAUUUUGUCAUUUGUUUCUUGUUUUGUGACCAUGGAAAUAAUUAUCCUAGUUCAUCACAAAUAGUUGGUUUAUCAAUAGUUAAUCAGAGCUUAUUUUGUUUCGUUAUAGCAUGUAAAUGUAUGUAUGUACAUAGCUGCCAACCAUUACGGAUUGUCCUUAAUUCUAAUUAUUAUGGUGUAGGGACAUAUAUUACUGAAUUACGGGUCGGUAAGAAAGUAUUACAGAUUUUUUAAAACAAAAACCACAAAAAGCCAUUUACGUGAUAUUUGUUUACUAUAGAACAAUAUCGCUGACACUGUGAGUAUGAUAGUUAUCGCUGUCAAUAUUUUGCAAUAGUAGCGCUGUUGCUGCGAUUUUUUCAAGCAGUCUUGGCGUCCUUUUCGUGUUAACUGUAAUCAUGGCCGUUAUGUUUGGAUUGCUUGGGCGACGCGUCACUUAUUUUACCGUUUAAGAGUGGCAUUGAAAAUAUGAUGAAGCGUGCUGCUGUGCGGAGAGAAAAUACUAGCAAAAGAUCACCUGUAUUACAAAAAUACCAGGACAUUUAUGCAAGUGAAUGGCCGUGUUUUUCACGUUCAUCUGUGUCUGAGAAUCACGUAUUCUACAACGUCUGUAAUAGUGAUUUUUCAGUUGCCCACGGAGGUAGAGACGACUGCCGAAGACAUUUUGAAUGCAAGAAACACCGAGAUUAGGUAUGCGAAAGUGAAAUCAGACAAUAAAUCAAUUUUGUCUUUUUUUGUAAACAGUGACGAUACGGAUGUUACGAAUGCAGAGUUGUUGUUCACUUAAUUUCUAGUUCAGCAUAAUAUCCCAGUAUCGGUCUGCGACCACGCAGGUAAUUUAUUUAGGGCUAUAUUUAUGAUUCAAAGAUUGCGCAUAAAUAUGUUUGUGCUAGAACCAAGACGAAUGCAUUGGUUCAGCACAUGGCAAGUGAAUCAAAAAGAGAAAUAGUUUCUAUUUUACAGCAGGUGCCAUUCUCGUUGGCAAUUGAUGUAAGUACUGAUUCCAAUUCUGUGAAGCUGUACCCUUUGAUUGUUUCGUUUUUCAAUCCAGCUCGAGGUCAGGUAUCUGUUGUACUUUUGUCGGUUUUGGAAACUAGUGACAACACUGGGUUUGGAAUCUUUUCAGUUAUCAAUAAAGAGCUCUCUUCUCUCAGAAUUCCAUGGGAAAACUGCAUUGCAUUUGCUUCAGAUAAUGCAAACACAAUGACAGGUGAAACAAAAGGAGUACCUAAUAUCCUUUGUAAAAGAACACCACCCUGCAGUUGUAAUGCAGUGCUGUUCAUGCCAUUUAGUACAUUUGGCAGCUCAGAAGGCAUUAUAAAGGUAAAGUUACUCUUUAUAGCAAGGAGUAAUGAAUGAUUAAAAUUCAAGGAAUGUGUUUGUUUUUCUCUAAGCUUUUAUACGAAAUGUCAUGUAAGAGUUUUAACGUGUGGUUUAGUUUUUUGUUUAUAUCUCUGCAUGUUGGUUGUUUUAAAAAAAAAGAAA
Messenger RNA from Bacillus rossius redtenbacheri, 5394 nucleotides. Its product is annotated as glycosyltransferase 25 family member-like. NCBI's taxonomy places the organism in Eukaryota, Metazoa, Arthropoda, Insecta, Phasmatodea, Bacillidae. The coding region runs from base 36 to 1178 and encodes 380 amino acids. Gene Ontology annotation, molecular function: procollagen galactosyltransferase activity. The transcript has 6 exons. The record is from RefSeq and is a predicted model, not a curated record.